This is a messenger RNA of Aegilops tauschii subsp. strangulata, 1406 nucleotides long. RefSeq lists its product as uncharacterized. Gene Ontology annotation, cellular component: chloroplast. Gene Ontology annotation, biological process: chlorophyll metabolic process. NCBI's taxonomy places the organism in Eukaryota, Viridiplantae, Streptophyta, Magnoliopsida, Poales, Poaceae. The record is from RefSeq and is a predicted model, not a curated record. Gene Ontology annotation, molecular function: chlorophyllase activity.
AAUAGACGAAGGGAGUACUGUAGAGUAAAGCAGAGCCCCAAGAUUUUUUGCAUUUCCUUUGGAUUUGUGAUUUGCUAUCGUGAUCCAUUAAGCAGUGCAGAAAAGAGCACAAAUCUCAGCGCAAUAAUCGAUCGACGACGCCAAAAAGGCAAAAACACACGAGACAACCGGUGGCCACUGGGGGAGACGGAGCGCGCGGCGGAUAUGGCCGCACUCGCCCACCACCACCGAGUCCUCCUUUCCUUCACCUCCUUCGCAACCCCAAGAACUCACCUACCCUGCGCAUCCUCCUCGCCGCCUCCCACGCAUGCCCGCCUCAGAGGCGCCCGUGUUCUCCGGCACGCCUCCGGCGGCGGCGGCAGCAGCAGCGCGGCCCCUGUCUCCAGCUCGUCCCUGGAGGAGCUGUCCCGGAGCUGCACCACCUGGUCAUGGCGAGGGAUGCGCGUGAACUACCUGGUCAGGGGGGAGGGCCCGCCCGUGCUGCUCGUCCACGGCUUCGGCGCCUCCGUCGCGCACUGGCGCAGGAACAUUGGCGUGUUGUCUGAAUCCAACACGGUCUAUGCCAUCGAUUUGCUCGGGUUUGGGGCGUCAGACAAGCCUGCUGGAUUCUCUUACACCAUGGAAACUUGGGCCGAGUUGAUCCUGGAGUUCUUGGACGAGGUCGUCAAGAGGCCCACCGUGCUUGUUGGCAACUCUGUGGGCAGCCUUGCUUGUGUCAUUGCCGCCUCAGAUUCUACCAGGGACCUUGUCCGGGGGCUUGUGCUGCUGAACUGCUCAGGUGGGAUGAACAACAAGGCGAUCGUCGAUGACUGGAGGAUCAAGCUGCUCUUGCCUCUGCUCUGGUUAAUCGACUUUCUGCUCAAACAAAAGAGCAUCGCAUCGGCACUCUUCGGCCGCGUUAAAGAAAGGGAGAAUCUGAAGAACAUCUUGAUGUCUGUCUACGGAAACAAGGACGCCGUGGAUGAUGAACUGGUCGAGAUCAUAAGAGGGCCGGCUGACACCGAAGGUGCUCUGGACGCGUUCGUGUCGACGGUGACGGGCCCGCCGGGGCCUAGCCCGAUAGCCCUGAUGCCGAGGAUCAAGAUUCCGGUGUUGGUUCUGUGGGGAGACGAGGAUCCCUUCACCCCGAUCGACGGGCCCGUGGGGAAGUACUUCUCCGGCCUCCCGUCGGAGCUUCCCAACGUGAGGCUCUACAUGCUGGAGGGGGUUGGCCACUGCCCGCACGACGAUCGGCCGGACCUCGUGCACGAGAAGCUGCUGCCAUGGCUGGCCAGUCUCCCGUCCGCGGCCGAGCCUGAGGUGGCGGUAGCUUAACUGGUGAGCAGUGAGCUAACGAGGAGCCAAAGAGAUGUGCAUAUAUAUGUGUCUUUUUUAUGAACCUUCAAUAAUCUGUCUUUACACGAUUA